Molecule: messenger RNA, 3943 nt
Organism: Perca flavescens (yellow perch)
Lineage: Eukaryota; Metazoa; Chordata; Actinopteri; Perciformes; Percidae
Product: zinc finger protein 90
Exons: 4
Coding region: 148-2580 (810 amino acids)
Biological process (GO): regulation of transcription by RNA polymerase II
Cellular component (GO): nucleus
Molecular function (GO): DNA-binding transcription factor activity, RNA polymerase II-specific
Source: RefSeq, a predicted model, not a curated record
UAAAACGAGAACUUGUGUUUAUUCUUUGUACCAAUUAGCUUCUGCUAGCUGAAAUCGGUACACAUUAAAACCAACAGCAAGCUAACACAUUUGGCUGCAGUUUGUGUACAGGCAGCGGCUUCAGCAAUGGCCUGUUUCGGCUAGCUAAUGCGACUGAGUUACAGACACUUUUCUCGCUUUAAAGUUAAGGCUUCGCUGCCACUUUGUUGUCUUUUUUUGGGGGCUUUGUUUUUAACAAUGCUGAGCAGCGUCGCCCUGCGGGCUCAGAUUGCCUCCAUAAUCGAUGCCCUGUCCAAAGCAGCCGUGGCAGAAAUCGCCAAAGUUGUGGAGGAUGGCGUGGUGGAGUUGCGGCUGGAAAUAUGUCAGCGUGAAAAUGACAUCAAGAAGCUGAAGGGCAACAUUGAGGUUCUGCACGACGAGCUGAGAUCACUGCAGGAGACAGUGACCCUGCGACCUGACAGCCAUGGCAGAGAUGAUGGUCAGAAUGGUGUUGGUGACGAGAGGAGCUUGCUUGAACAGGGGCCCGCUGAUAAGGACCCAAACAGCAUGUCCGUACCUGAGGUGCGGGUGAAAUGUGAACCUGUGGAGGAAGGAAGUGAAGAGGCCAGAGAAGAAGAACUGGGCUCAUAUGACAGGGACGGCGCGCAGUGGAGGCUGACAACGCAAACUCCGGCAGGACGCGACAACUCCGACUAUUUACACCUAGGGCAGAACCCUUUGUCAUGUCUCCCUGAAUCUUCUCUGGACACGGGACUGGCUGCGCCCUGUAGCAGCUCCUCUGGGUGUCAGCAGAGCGCGUUGGGCCGCGGGCUGCUGGGUUACGGUCCGUACCGUAACUCGUACAACAUCGCGCGGAGGAGGACGGUGAAGAGGUUAAUGUUUAAGAAGGGCUUCAUCUGUCCAUACUGCGGUAAAUGUUUUGAGCGAGCCGGGCACCUGGAGAGGCAUAAAAGGAUUCACACUGGCGAGAAGCCUUACCGCUGCGAGAUAUGCGGGAGACGCUUCAAUCAGAAAUGCAGCCUAAAGGAGCACACAAAGAUACACAGACGAUGUAUUGAGCCCAGUCCACUUGAGAUCAAAGUGGGCAAAGAGAAACCGACUCCCGAGGGGAAUCCAUGUGCUGAUGCUCCUCGCACCGAAGAAGAGACCCAGGGGGAAGCUGAGGACGGCCUACCUAAGAACGAGGAUAUUCUCGCAACACCCGUACACGUCAAAUCUGAGCCUUCAGAGGAGAACCUAUUACAACCAGCGUUUCACGGAGCAGCCGAGCAGACGGGGGACAACCUCAGCGAGAACUUCCCAACAUUUGCGAGAGACAGCCAGCAGUGGAUGACCAGAUUACACGGACAAAACCACGCGGAGAUCAGCGGCGCAGAGUACCUGGGCAGCUCGGCCUUCCCGGGGAAAGCUCAGUUACUGCCGCCGCCAGUCGAAGCUUCUUGUAGCACGUUCUCCUUUCCAGGGAAACCGUACGGGGAGCUCAAAAACAGCAUGGUCUCCCAAACACCGUUCGGAUCCCCAGACACGCUUCUAUCAAGCGAGGCGGGCUUGCACGGAAUGGCGGCAGCGCUGAGUCACCACAGACAGAGAGGAAUCCGGUUGAUUCAGAUGAUCAAACCGAAGAAAAGCUUUGUCUGCCAGUACUGCGGCAAGGUCUUUGAACGCGUCGGCCACCUCGAAAGACACUUACGAAUUCAUACCGGGGAGAAGCCGUACGGUUGCCAGAUCUGCGGGAGGUGCUUCAAUCAGAAGAGUAGCCUCAAGGGCCACAUGAAGACGCACAGGAAUGGGGAGAACGCAGACGGGCUGGAGGCCCAUCACAUGAUGUUUACGAUGCCUGAUAGCCAGCCUUUGAAGAACCUGGCAGAAGCCAAGACCGGAUUGUCAGCUUUAGAGGAACAGUUCCUGGGCACCGCGUACGGCGAGGCAGCUGGUGAGCAAACUGUGACGGUUAAGCUGGAGCCAAACGGGGAGGAUUUCCAAACUCUACUGACUGAUAACGGCACCGGAGCACCCGACCACAGGCAGCUGUGGACAUCAGGGAUAGAGAAGAGUAGUGAUCCUGACCAAGCAGUCUGUGUGCUUUUACCUGAUGCCAAGUAUCACCUCAAUCCUGCUGCUGGAGCAGCCAACGGGCAGCAGGGAUUUACAUCGCCGAUAAGGGAUCUGCCUUUUCUAGACGACAAAGAAAAGGAAGAAACGAUGCACAAUAAUCAGUAUUCUAUGAUGGGUAUGCAAUCAAGAAGCUCUGAUAUGACUCUGGCACCUGAGCUGCAAGAUCAACAUAUUGCACCAGAGACUGUCAAUGAGUACACAGCACUGAGUGAUAGGGCUCGCGAGGGAGGUGUGUUUGAAUUUAAUAUGAGCGCCUCAGGCAACCAGGCGGACAACUGUGACGGGGAUGCCGCAGGGCAAAAUUGCUUUAUAUGCUCAAGUUGUGGGAAAAGCUUUGAUAGUUUUAAUUUAUUUCAGAGGCACCAGUGUAAAAAUAUCACAGAGCAAUCCUUCAGCUGUGAGAUAUGUGGUAAGAUUUUCAAUCAGAUGACCAUCCUCAAAUUGCACCUUAAACUUCAUGUAUGAUAUACACUACAAAAGGAGAACUACGCGAUUCUCCACCAAGCUUCAUCACAUUCAGUCGUAAAACAUGGCAAAGUGCACACGGUCGACAUGCCAAUGUGACAUCUAAAUAAAUGCUCGGCAUGUCCCAGAAGUUAAUGCAGAAGAACAAAAAAAAAUAAAUCAUUAGUUUUGUAUUUGCAGGACUGAUUCAUUACAAUCUUCUUCGCAGUAAGGCCAGUCCGUUUAGCUUCUGUCACAUUUCCAGUACAUGUACUUUGCACAAAAUGUUUUCCUUUUAAUUUGACCUACUUCAUCUCCUCAUUUAUAAAACACUUUUUUAGAGGUGAUUAAGCAUUGUUGGGUGUUUCACACUGUUGAUCCUUGCUUGCUUAAAGGACAAUUCUUCACAAAAUGAACUUAGGGGUUAAUAACAUAUGUGUUAUUAUUGUUACCGAGUCGAACGUUCUCUGGGAUCUGUUCUCAUGCUAAUCGAAUGCGUCACUAGCUUUAAACAACCUACCGCAAAAACGGUGUUUAGCUUUUGGGGCACUUGGUAAAUCACUAUUUUAUACCACUAACAAGGCUCAAAAUAGCACCACACUUUAACGGUAGCAUAAUGAGGGUCCCUACAUUUAAACCGAAGCAUUGAGAAUGUUGUUGUACAGCCAGUUUAUUAAAAAGGUAGAUUAUAAAGACCGUAGUGUUCGUGUUUACAUUCAGACGCCAUCUUGGACAACAAGUCAUGACCAGUCAAACCACGAACGCCGUGCAACCAGUAACCAGUAACAUAGCUCAAACACACCGUUCGCUUUAAAACUAGCCAGGUCUGGUCUUUGGAGUGGCUUUAAUUUUUUUUUUUUUAUUUCAAAACAAUCCUUCUUGGGACCAUUUAACCAUUAACCGAAUAAGAAUUUUGACCAAAAAGGCUGAUAAAUCUCUACGGAGGGUUACCGUGAAAAGAUGCAGUUAAAAUCAGCUGUAUGUUUCCAUGAACGGAGCAUGUUAAAAGCAGUUGAUAAAGACGGUCAUGGCUACUGGAGGAGCGGAAGAACUUGAAAAGCCGUGAGUGGGUUGAGUUACCCGAGAAAAGGGGGCUUUGAGCCGGGUACAGGGCACCGCGAGUUGCUGGUUGUUUUGGAUUGACAUUAUGGUUAAGUUUAGGCGACAAAAAGUGAGUGUUAUGCGGCACCAAAACGACUAGUUAAGUUUAGGAAAAAGAUUGUGGUUUGGAUUAAAACACUGCCAAGGAACACGCAUUUCCGGGGUUGAAGUCCUUUGUUUUUCCCGGGAAAGCGAACUCCGCUCCCCGGCUUGACCGCGCUGCUUUUUUAUUAGUUCUAUAAGUAAUGAAUGGAAAGCAUUUAAAAAAAAAAAAAAAAAAAAA